CUUCAUUCAUUCAUCUUCUUCAUAUAAACAAAAACCCACCAACCAUUACCAAAAAUUACGAGUAUUUUUCGAGAGAAAGUAGUGGUUAGAGAGAGAAAGGCUGAAAUUUUUGAUCGGUCGUCCAAGGAACACGCGAAUCGUUUCAAGGGAUUUUUACUUACGUACUGUGAUGGGCGAACACGUUGUCGUGGUGGUUGAUCGAAUGGAGAAAUCGAAAGAAGAAAUUAUGGGACAAUCGUCUUCGUUUGAUGAUGAUGAUGAUAGAGAUGUGGGUUCGAAUGAGGAAGAACCAUUGAUAAAUUUGUCUGAAUGUCGAAUCUGUCAAGAGGAAGAUUCAAUUAAGAAUUUGGAGACUCCAUGCGCUUGCAGCGGUAGUCUUAAGUAUGCUCAUAGGAAAUGUGUUCAACAUUGGUGCAAUGAGAAAGGCGAUAUCACUUGUGAGAUCUGUCAUAAGCAAUACCAACCUGGUUAUACUGCUCCUCCUCUUCCACCCUCCCUUGAAGAGACAUCAAUUGAUGUCAGUGGAUGGACUAUGCCUCUGGAUAUUCAUGAUGCUCGAAUCUUAGCCAUGGCUGAAGCAGAACGUCAAUUUUUGGAAGCCGAGUAUGAUGAGUAUGCAGCAACAAAUGCAAGCGGAGCUGCUUUCUGUCGCUCUGUUGCUUUAAUUUUAAUGGCUCUUUUGCUGUUGAGGCAUGCAAUGAGUGUUACCGAUCCAGAAGGAGGAGGAGAUGAGGAUGAUCCAUCGGCUGUCUUUUCGCUUUUCUUGCUCCGGGCAGCUGGGUUUCUUUUACCAUGUUAUAUUAUGGCUUGGGCAAUCAGUAUAUUGCAACGUCGAAGACAAAGACAGGAAGCUGCAACAUUGGCAGCGACUCAAUUUGCAUUUGUUCUACAAUCAGGUCAAGCGAGGGGUGUCCAUUUCACUAUUGCCUCUGCUCCUAAUGUUAAUGCCCAACGUGAAACUGUUUGAGACGACGCAGCGAUAAUCAAAUCAAUGGUUAAGAUUGAUUUUGCACGUCCAUCAGAUGAAAGGAUUCGUAUCGGAUAUUAUUGAGUUUUAUUAGAAUACAGUUUUUCUUGUUUAAAUUUAUUCUCUCUUUAUGUAUCUUUGUUCUCUUCUUCUUUUAAAUAUGUGAAAGAGUAUAUUAAGGUUUUAAUGUACAGAAUAUUUUGUUUAUUUAAUGAAGUCUCAUUUUAUUUAA
Messenger RNA from Impatiens glandulifera, 1199 nucleotides. RefSeq lists its product as uncharacterized. The record is from RefSeq and is a predicted model, not a curated record. Gene Ontology annotation, molecular function: ubiquitin-protein transferase activity; zinc ion binding. Lineage: Eukaryota; Viridiplantae; Streptophyta; Magnoliopsida; Ericales; Balsaminaceae. Gene Ontology annotation, cellular component: membrane. The transcript has 8 exons. Gene Ontology annotation, biological process: protein ubiquitination. The coding region runs from base 170 to 967 and encodes 265 amino acids.